Molecule: messenger RNA, 2473 nt
Organism: Mizuhopecten yessoensis (Yesso scallop)
Lineage: Eukaryota; Metazoa; Mollusca; Bivalvia; Pectinida; Pectinidae
Product: acetylcholine receptor subunit alpha-1-B-like
Exons: 1
Coding region: 152-2059 (635 amino acids)
Biological process (GO): nervous system process; chemical synaptic transmission; monoatomic ion transmembrane transport
Cellular component (GO): membrane; synapse; neuron projection
Molecular function (GO): extracellular ligand-gated monoatomic ion channel activity; transmembrane signaling receptor activity; neurotransmitter receptor activity
Source: RefSeq, a predicted model, not a curated record
UGUAAGGGACACCGUCGAUCGACGGCAAUUAUGACUUCGAACUUCUGCACGACCUUUACAUUUACAAAGAACAAUCUCACUGCUCAUGUAAUCAUAUCAAGGGAUGGGAUUUUAAAAUUGCGUCACCCUGCAGGUGCCCUCCUGUUUCUAAAUGCUUUGCCAUUUUAGUGUGAUGACUUUUGGAGAACUACAAGGGUUCCCGAUGACUUUAGUGCAGUGUACACCAAUGCUGCUAACCUGGGUCGUGUUCAGCACAUGCGUUUCUGUCGGCGAUCUUACAACAGUGACAAGCCAGACCAUGCAAAGAUACUUUGAUUCCGAUAUUUUUUUAAACUAUAACAGAUAUGUUCGUCCGGUCAACCAGUUGGGGGACAUAGUGGACGUUCGAGCAAGUUUGACACUUUACUCUAUCACAGAAUUGGACUGUGUCCUUGGUGUUCUUCAUUCCAUCGGUCAUUUAGAGAUCAAAUGGACGGACCAACUUUUAUCGUGGAAAAACUACUCGGAUAGUUUCAAGGAUAUGGAAAUGAUUCAAAUGCGAGCUUCAGAUGUUUGGAUACCUCCAGUCGUCACCACGAACCCGUUUGAUGACAUUGACGGAUUUAAUACCGGAAGUGACAUAAUUCUGAUUUAUAAUGGCGGCCAAGUGAUUUGGAAGCCAAGGACUGUGAUCAAGUCUUUAUGUACAACUAAUGUUAAAUACUUCCCUUUUGACGUUCAAACGUGCAAUAUUUCGUUUGGAAUUGUGGGAUACAAACCGAAUGAAGUAAAACUUAGUUCUGCAACAGUUGGUGAAAUUAUUGACCUCGGCUCCCUUCAUACAAACACGGAAUGGAACAUUGACCAAACGAAAGUUUACAGUUCGCUUUCAGGUCACAGUUCGAAUAUUCAUUUUGAGAUAACUAUGUCACGUAAACCUACGUAUUUCGUCAUCAACCUGCUCCUUCCUGUCCUUUUGAUAACGAUUUUGAUCACGUGUUCUUUCAUGCUCCCUGCGGAGGAAGGUCGGGGACAAUUAGUGUCUAUAGGAUUCAUAACGUUAGCGUUUUACUUCAUAUACACCAUAUCUUUUCUCCCGAAGGCCUCCGACACACUCACGUAUCUCGGCUAUUUCUUUAUGUGGCAGAUGAUUUACAGUGUACUGGUGUCCGUGUCCGCCAUUCUCUCAAUUUUCCUUUAUUUCAAGCCAAGCAAUGACACCAUUCCAAAAUUCUUACAAAUACUUGUAUCACGUACUAUGAAAAAGAAGAAAGCUUCUCACCAAAUCACACGUAUAACGGUGGUACCCCCUGACCCCGACCGGAGGUCUGGGCCUAGUACCAGCGUAGUUAUUGACAACCAGAGGCGUCCUUCUAGUCAGGACAGUAAAACUCCAGAGAUAAGGUUCAUGAGUCCGAUAAUUGACCGUCAAGUAUCCGUCCAAUCACAAGUAUCGAUAGAUGAUUCGGGCGAGACAAAUAAUGAGCCUCGUGUUGGUAUCGGAAGUCAGACUUAUAGUAGAGACAGACAGGCCAGUGUGUCUUCAGUGUCGUCCAACAGCCCAAAGGUCAAACGCGAUAGGAAGAUUUCACCUGUGCUUAAUGGAAAACAGGUUAGCAAUGCUUUACAUCCCGGUGAAAAAGUCAGGAAGACAUCCACCGCCAGUGUCGGUAGUAGGUCCAGUCAACGCAGUGUCCACUGGAGUAAACGAAGCAUUGAUGAUAAAAAAGAGGCCAAAGGUUUCACUAGUGAUAAACAAUGGAGGACUUCUAGCAUCCGGUCUAACUGUGAAACCCAGCAUCUACAAAAAAACAUGCAGACCUCAGUGGUGGUACCAGACAUUGCUAUAGAAAGGUUUGAUUCUAGUAAAACAAGGAAAAAUGCUCAAUAUUGUAAGACAAAAGAAAAUGGACAAGUCGGAUUAUCUAACCGGAAGCGGAAGCACCAGAAACCAUGUAAUAAACAACUCACAUGGAAACAGGUUUCGUUAACAUUAGAUAAAUUGUUCAUGUUGUCAUUUAUGAUAAUAAACGUUCUUGUUUCUACCUUCUUUCUUUUCCCCCUGGCGUCACGCCUAUAGCCAUAGUAUAGUUUCCCCCACGCGUCACGCCUAUAGCCAUAGUAUUUUUUUCCUAUGGCGUCACGCCUAUAGCCAUAGUAUAUUUUCCUAUGGCGUCACGCCUAUAGCCAUAUUAUUGUUUCCCCCUGGCGUCACGCCUAUAACCAUAGUAUAUUUUUCCUAUGACGUCACGCCUAUAACCAUAGUUUAGUUUUUCCUAUGGCGUCACGCCUAUAGCCAUAUUAUAGUUUUUCCUAUCGCGUCACGUCUCUAGUCAUCGUCUUUCUUCUCCCACCGGCACCAUAUUUCUAGUCAUCAUAUUUUCCCUCCUUUUGGUGCCAUGUCUGUAGUCAUCACUUCUUAUUCUUCUGGCGUCACGCCUCUUUCCAUAGUCAACAUGUACGUUUCCUUGUCUGUUCAUUAUGUAAUAAAUGU